UUUUGGCAAGAAAAAAGGAAAGUUGCCAUCAGAAAGAAAGAAAGAGGAAAAAAAAGAAGGCAGACUUGGACAGCUAGAGGGGUUCCAUCUUGAUGGGGAGGACCAGCGAAGUUUGCGUUAUAGGAGCUUCCGGCUAUCUUGGAUCCUGGCUUGUCAAGAAACUCCUCGAGAAAGGCCAUGCCGUUCAUGCUACCUUGAGGAACUCAGGAGAUGAAUCCAAGACGAGGCUUUUGAAGAGCCUCCCGGGGGCGGACGCCCAGCUUCUUCUCUUCGAAGCCGAUCUCUUCGAACCCCACUCGUUCGAGGCGGCCAUCCAAGGGUGUGAGUUUGUCUUCCUCCUAGCCGCGCCUGCGCCGCUCAACGCCAACUACUCUCAGCACGAUACUCCCAAAGCUGCGUUAGCUGCGGUCCAGAACAUCUUGCGGCUCUGUAAACUAUCCGGGACGGUGAAGCGAGUCAUCUACACUGGUUCCGUCACGGCUGCAUCUCCGUUGAAGGAAGACGGCACCGGUUAUGAAGAUUUCAUCGACGAAGCUUGUUGGACGCCUCUUAAUCUCUCAUUCGCUCACUGCGAAGAUCAUGUGAAGUCUUACAUAUGUCUGAAGACGCUCUCGGAGAAAGAAGUGUUAAGCUACAACUACAAAAAAGGGAAGGGAGAAUUAGAAGUGGUAAGCCUGACUUGUGGCCUGGUUGGAGGAGAUACAAUUCUUCCCUAUGUACCAUUGAGUGUACGAGUCAUUGUGUCCCCACUUACGGGAGACAAGGUGAAACAUAUACAGCUGAAGUUCCUGCAGGCGUUGCUGGGCUCAGUGCCUUUGGUGCAUAUAGAAGAUGUUUGUGAAGCCCUUGCUUUCUGCAUGGAGAAGCCUUCGAUGACCGGCAGGUUCCUCUUGGCAUGUGCAUACCCAUCGAUGCAAGUGAUUGUGGACUACUAUGCCGCCAAGUACCCUGAACUUGAUGUGAUUAAAGAGGCUGAGGGAGAAGAGCUAAGUAUCCAGAGCAAGGCGAGAAAGCUGGUUGAUAUGGGCUUUAAGUAUGGAUUUGGUGUGAAGCAGAUACUGGAUGACAGUGUUGAAUGUGCCAAGAGGUUAGGGGAACUUACCGUGGUGGUCUAGCUCAUGAUGAUCAUUAAGUGCAGACGUUUAUGAAUUUUAGAAUCUGGUGAUCCUGCACUGCAGGAAAUGUGAAAUGGAAUAAAGAUGUAUCCGCUUAAAAUAAAUAAAUAACUAAAGGCUUGUUGGGAUGUUGGGU
Elaeis guineensis (African oil palm) is the source of this 1251-nucleotide messenger RNA. Its product is annotated as NADPH HC-toxin reductase 1. NCBI's taxonomy places the organism in Eukaryota, Viridiplantae, Streptophyta, Magnoliopsida, Arecales, Arecaceae. Gene Ontology annotation, molecular function: oxidoreductase activity, acting on the CH-OH group of donors, NAD or NADP as acceptor. The record is from RefSeq and is a predicted model, not a curated record.